This is a messenger RNA of Aspergillus campestris IBT 28561, 1398 nucleotides long. RefSeq lists its product as uncharacterized. The record is from RefSeq and is a predicted model, not a curated record. Gene Ontology annotation, cellular component: vacuolar membrane. Gene Ontology annotation, biological process: amino acid transmembrane transport. Lineage: Eukaryota; Fungi; Ascomycota; Eurotiomycetes; Eurotiales; Aspergillaceae. The transcript has 5 exons. Gene Ontology annotation, molecular function: amino acid transmembrane transporter activity. Bases 1 to 1398 code for a protein of 465 amino acids.
AUGUCAGAAAAGAAAGAGCACGAGACGUUAGGUCCCAUGGACCCCAAGUACGGCGAGAUGGCGGACGCGCCGGGUUAUUCCCACGAUGCCGUCUUUGGAGAAAUGGGCGAGGACGGUCCUGACUAUCGGAGUGUUGGAUGGUUGGGCUCGGCCGUGCUCAUGAUGAAAUCCCAGAUCGGUAUUGGGGUCCUCUCGAUACCGGUCGCCUUCGAUGCCCUGGGAAUUGUGCCAGGAGUGAUCUGCUUGUUGGCCAUCGGCGGCAUCACCACAUGGUCGGACUACAUUAUCGGCGUCUUCAAGCUCCGACAUCCCGAGGUCUACGGUAUUGAUGAUGUGGGACACUUGCUAUUUGGGAAAACGGGACGGAUCGUGUUGGGCGCCGCAUUCUGCCUCUGGUGGACGUUUGUUGCUGGCUCCGGCAUGCUGGGUCUCUCCAUCGGUUUAAACACAGUCUCGAGCCACGCGACCUGUACGGCAGUGUGGGUGGCGAUUGCCGCGAUCUUCGGAUUCAUGUUCGGCAGUAUCCAGACCCUCGGGCGCAUUUCCUGGCUGGCGUGGCUGGGUCUGUUCUCCAUUCUGGCCUCCAAGUUAGUCCUCAUCGUCACCAUCGCGGUCGGCGUCCAAGACCGCCCGGCGUCGGCACCUCACGACGGCGUCUGGGUUUCCGAUUACAAGAUCAUCAACAGCGAAGCGACCUUCACGCAAGCCAUCACGGCUCUCACCACCAUCGUCUUUGCCUACGCUGGUACCCCGGCCUUCUUCUCUAUCGCGUCCGAGAUGCGGGACCCGACCCACUACAACCGCGCCCUGAUUAUGUGCCAAGUCGUCGUGACGGCCUUCUACCUGAUCAUCGGCAUCGUCAUGUAUUAUUUCUGCGGCUCGUACGUUGCCUCGCCCGCGCUGGGUUCGGGCGGUGCCACGAUCAAGAUCGUCAGUUACGGAUUCGCCCUGCCGGGGCUGUUGGCGAGCACCCUUCUCUUCGUCCACAUCACGGCCAAGUACGUCUUCGUGCGCAUCCUCAGCGGCACGCGCCACCUGGCUGCCAACACGCUCACCCAUUGGGUGGUGUGGAUCAGCUGCACGGCUGGCGUGGCCCUGAUCGCCUACAUCAUCGCCAGCGCGAUCCCCGUGUUCAGCGACCUGGUGUCCUUGGUGGGUGCGCUGCUUGGCACGCCGAUGUGUUUCCAACCCAUGGCGGGUAUGUGGCUCUACGAUAACUGGCAUACACCGGGGCCCAAGUCGAUGCAAUGGAAGCUGAUGGUCGCCUGGUGUGUCUUUGUCAUCGUGUCGGGGACGUUCCUGAUGAUUGGAGGAACCUACGGGUCGAUCAUCACGAUCAUGGAGAGUUAUGCCAAGUCCGGCGGAUCGGCCGCGUGGUCGUGCGCGGACAACUCGUAG